Mollisia scopiformis is the source of this 1688-nucleotide messenger RNA. Its product is annotated as DNA glycosylase. The record is from RefSeq and is a predicted model, not a curated record. Gene Ontology annotation, molecular function: DNA-(apurinic or apyrimidinic site) endonuclease activity; DNA binding; oxidized pyrimidine nucleobase lesion DNA N-glycosylase activity. Gene Ontology annotation, biological process: base-excision repair, AP site formation; nucleotide-excision repair; base-excision repair. NCBI's taxonomy places the organism in Eukaryota, Fungi, Ascomycota, Leotiomycetes, Helotiales, Mollisiaceae. Bases 237 to 1574 code for a protein of 445 amino acids. The transcript has a single exon. Gene Ontology annotation, cellular component: nucleus.
UCAAAUAAAUCACCAAUAGUAAUACAAAGACCCGGAGUUGAUUUGGAUGGAGCCUGCAAGUAGCUCUAACAUGACUACGCUAGAGCUCGUACGUAAGCGACGAAAGUCAUUCGGUCAUCGAUUGCGCGAGCCGAGCCGAAUUCAGGGGCAUACUUGUAGAGCUCUUCCAUAUCAACCAUGAUUUGCUUUUCUAAACCUCCACAACUGCCCCUGAGCUGCGAAGCUCUACCUGCAUCAUGCGAACUUCAAAGCUUUCGCAAGAGACCACCAAAUUCCUCAAUGCGACACGCUCAAGCCGCCGCAGCACUCGUUCCUCCCUCUCGAACCUUGCAAGCUCUUUGAUAGACUCGGACGAAGCAACGAAUGGACCAGUCGACAUCGAAGAUGCUAUUCCCACGACUCGAAAGCGCAAGAGGGAGCCUACGCCCCGCACGCCUAUCAAGAAGUCCCCAAAUAAGACGGUAAUCAAGACCGAGACCGAGGACACCCUCACUUUCUCGCCAUCUCCAGCGAAAGCUUCCAGAGUCCGCAAGCCGGCACGUCAGAUCAAGAAUGAAGAGACGGGUGAAGUGGAAGUCCAGCCACCCAAUGACUGGGCUGAGGUCUAUGCCACUAUGAAGGAAAUGCGCAUUACGGGGUCUGCUACCAAUGCCGCAGUCGAUACGAUGGGCUGUGAGCGUAUGGCACAAGCGCAUGUUACUCCCAGGGUCAAACGAUUCCAUACGCUGAUUGCCCUGAUGCUGUCAUCUCAAACGAAAGAUACUACGAAUGCAGUUGCCAUGAACAGGCUGUACAAUGAACUUCCGGCGUGGAAAGAGGGCGAGGAGAAGGGCUUGACGUUGGAAAAUAUACUGGCUGUUGAUCCGAAGUUGUUGAAUGAGUUAAUAUGGGUUGUCGGAUUUCACAACAAUAAGACAAAGUAUAUCAAAGCUGCGGCAGAAAUUUUGAGAGAUAAGUGGAAUGGUGACAUCCCUGACAGUAUUGAAGGCCUUAUGUCUCUGCCCGGAGUAGGCCCUAAGAUGGCGUACCUCUGUCUCAGCGCUGCUUGGGGUCGUACCGAAGGAAUUGGAGUUGAUGUACACGUCCACCGCAUCACCAAUAUGUGGGGAUGGCACAAAACCAAGAACCCAGAAGAAACUCGGCUGGCUCUCCAAGCUUGGUUACCAAAAGAACUGUGGCACGAAAUCAACUGGUUGAUGGUCGGUCUUGGCCAGACGAUUUGUCUCCCUGUAGGAAGAAAGUGUGGUGAUUGUGAAUUAGGGUUGAGUGGUUUGUGUAAGGCUGCCGAGAGGAGCAAAGUGACGUUGGGGAGAAAAAUCAAAGAGGAGAAGAUCAAAAAGAGUGAGGAAGGAGAGGUGGUGGAGAAGACGGAGACCGUUAAGAUCGAGGAGGUAGAUGUGGGAGAAGUCCCUGUGAAUGCCGAUGGAGAUGCGAAAGUGGCUGUUGAGGGUAUGCCCGAGGGCGAUGUUACUGAGGGUAUGACGAAGGAGGAGGAGGAGGAAGCAUUGGAUGACAUUGCGAACGCGCCUGGAGAUCUGAAGAAGACUCCCAAUAAGAAGCGCACCAAGAGAUGAGAUAUGUAUGAAUGUACCAGGUCAUGUUGUAUAUUCUCUGUAUAUUGUGUAUAUUACAUAUAUUCUGUACGAAGACUUCAGCAAAGAAUUGGCUUUAUUAGCCUCGGAUACAAC